This is a messenger RNA of Pelodiscus sinensis (Chinese soft-shelled turtle), 4661 nucleotides long. RefSeq names its product cell division cycle 14B (gene CDC14B). Gene Ontology annotation, biological process: protein dephosphorylation. NCBI's taxonomy places the organism in Eukaryota, Metazoa, Chordata, Testudines, Trionychidae. The record is from RefSeq and is a predicted model, not a curated record.
CCGCAGGGGCAGGAUUCCCCAGGCGUGCGCUCAGCGCUCUGCUUCUCUCCCCAGACCGCUGGGGCUUGUCUUGUGUGCGCAGCAGGCUCGGUGGGGCCCAAGACGCUUCUGGUUUCAUGCCCGUAACGCCGCUUCCGGAGCUGAAAACUCUCUUUUCAGGGAGGGGAAAGAUGCGGGCCGAGCCCGUCAGUUGCUGGCGUCCCGCUUCUAGCCGUGGUGCCUGCUGAAGGGUUGCGGGGCAGACACCCCGGGGCUCAGACACGCUAGGCUGCACUUUGAUCUUUCAGCUUCUGCGGGGAGGGGCGCUUUCGUUUCUUCGUCGCUGUCAGGCUCCGGUGACAAACACAGCCAGGCUGCUUGCGGGCUCGCUUACCUUGGGGGUGGGGGCUGACCCCACUUAGCAAGCGAUGAGCGUCAGAAAGGAAUCGCGCCCCUCUGUGGAGUUCAUCAAAGGUCGCCUUUAUUUUGCAAUUCUCUGCCAAAAACCAAAGAGUGGUCUUGCAAAUACACACUAUUUCUGCAUAGAUGAUGAACUUGUAUACGAGAACUUCUACGCAGAUUUUGGACCUCUCAAUCUGGCAAUGGUUUACAGAUAUUGUUGCAAGCUAAAUAAGAAAUUAAAGUCAUUUACAUUGAUAAGGAAGAAAAUAAUUCAUUAUACUGGCUUUGAUCAGAAAAAGCAAGCAAAUGCUGCAUUCCUCAUAGGCUCUUACGCAAUAAUAUACUUAAGAGUAUCACCUGAAGAUGUGUACAGGCUCUUAUUGGCUGGAAAUAUAUGUUAUCUUCCUUUCAGGGAUGCUUCAUUUGGUACUUGCAAUUUUCAUCUAACAUUGCUAGACUGCUUUCACGCAAUAAAUAAGGCUUUGCAAUACGGCUUCAUGGAUUUCAGUGCUUUUGAUGUAGCUGAAUAUGAGCAUUAUGAGAAAGCAGAAAAUGGAGAUUUUAACUGGAUAAUACCAAACAAAUUCAUUGCCUUCAGUGGACCUCAUUCAAGAAGUAAAACGGAAAAUGGUUAUCCCCACCAUGCUCCUGAGGCCUAUUUCCCAUAUUUCAGAAGACAUAAGGUUACUACCAUAAUACGUCUUAACAAAAAAAUGUAUGAUGCCAAACGAUUCGCAGAUGCUGGUUUUGAACAUCAUGAUCUCUUCUUUGCUGAUGGAAGCAUACCUAAUGAUACUAUCGUAAAAACAUUCCUAAAUAUUUGUGAAAAUGCUGAGGGUGUAAUAGCAGUUCAUUGCAAAGCUGGUCUUGGCCGAACUGGCACACUUAUAGCCUGUUAUAUUAUGAAGCAUUACAGGAUGACAGCUGCUGAAACCAUUGCCUGGAUUAGAAUCAGUAGACCUGGCUCAAUAAUUGGACCACAGCAGCACUUCCUAGUAGAGAAACAGACAGAGCUUUGGACAGAAGGAGAUAUUUUCCGUGCAAAGUUAAGGGGAAAUCGCAAAAUUGCUGUUACAAAAAUCCUCACAGGAGUAGAUGAUAUUUCAAUUAAUGAUGCAAAAAACCGGAGAGCCAGCAGAAAAGACACUGAACUGUACAGUGAUGAAGAUGAUGCGAACUGUAUAACACAAGGUGAUAAGCUUCGUGCCCUGAAAAGUAAAAGGCAGACAAAGACUGCAGCCAUAGUUCCACUAACAGUAAUUCUACAAUCCAGUGUUCAGAAAAGUAAAACAUCUGAACCUAGCAUUUCUGGCAGUGCAGACAUUACUAAAAGAACUACCAGGUCUGCUGCAAGAAAAAGCAGUUUAAAAAGUCUGAUACCUCAGAGGGAGGAAAGGAAAAAAAGGAAUGCUUUACAGCAAAUGCACUUAAUGAAAUUAUGUGGUCAAUCCAUACCAAGAACCAGGACAGUGCUACGUUAAAGCAAAAUGAAGUGAACAGUGCUGAAGAUGAUGCUGGUGGGGGACAAAGGAAUAUUGCUAUGUAACUUAAUGACAUUUCUUUGAAAGAAAAUAAUUUUUAACUGCAAAACGCAGCUAAUAUUUAGCAGGCAAACACUUCUUAAUUUGUAGAAGAAAAUGACCUGUUGAAGAUGCUUGACAAACAGUUCAGCUUUCUAAUUCUAAUCAUUUUCUCACAUGUUAAAAAAAAACCUUGUAAAUCUAGACUCAGGUGUAAAUAUCGAAACUCUCUAUUGUAAAGAGGGCUUACUAGUGGGUAUGAAGCAUGCUUGUAGUUGUGAUGGCAAUCACUAAGCUACUGGCCACCAUAAGAAGUGAAGAUGUGGCGGAAGCUUCUAAAUAUUUAAUUAACUGUUGUCCAUCCAAGCUGGUCUCGGUCUCCAAUAGAGAGCAAACUUGGGAAGGCAAGAUUUUAUUCUCAUAACAUUGUACUUUUCUGUUUAUUUGGAUACCCUUCCUUAUUUUUGUAUGGAUUUUUUUAGGAAGCUGUAAUGUUAAAUACCCAAACUAAUACACCAAAGAAUGCUUUAUUUCAAAAUAUUUUUUUUAAAAAGCAAUUUAACUGUCUUAAUAGUACUAGCUUUUAGUUCCUCAAAAGGCAGUGGCUCUAUUAGCCAGUAGUAAUGCUUGAAAACAUUGAUUUUUCUACCAGAAUUUAUAAUUUAAAGCAGCACCAUCAACUUAGACUACACUGCUAUUUUAAACUUUUUAUCUACUUGUGCUCCAUGUAAUACCUAAAGUUCUCAGUGUUUCAGACAUAGUAAUGUUUCCUAAAGUUUAUGCAGCAGAUCAUGCUUUAUGAUCAUUCUCACAGUUGCUCUUGUUUAAUCAUCUGCCUUCAUAUAGGAGAUGAGGGGGGAACACACUUUAAAAAUGAAUUGUGAUUGAAAAACCAUGGAAACUGGCAGUGGGGAGCAGGUGUAGUCAAGUCAUUUUAAAAAAUGGUACUUUCAGGGGGACAGGAAUCCUUUUUAAACAUCCAGGUAUUAUUGCGGUUUUUUGGGGGGGGAGCGUGGGGGUUUGUUUUUUAAAUGUAGUUACCUAGUUAUCUCUGAAAUGUCACUAACUUUUUUAAAGGCAGCCCUGUCCAGGAUUUGAAAUGUAUUUCCUUUUCAAUACCUUUUCUAAAUCAGAAGCAUUUUUCCUAUUGUAUUUGAACAGCUUAUUUCCCCCCUGUAUCUUUGUCUGCCAACAUCACAUAUGACACAUGCACAGCACUGAGAGUAGAUCUGCUACUGCAUAGCCAACAGUGUAAAGUUACUACUUUCUGGAGAGGAAGGUUCAAUGAUACUCAACAGACUUUGUUUUGGUCCUGAAGGAGACCUACUGUCUUACAGUGAGAGGAAAGGUUCAUACUGAAUUUAAACACUGCUAGGCAACAUUCAACACCCAGUUCAAAUUUACAUCCUUUUUAAAGUAUUAAGUAAUAACUGGAGGGUGUUCUCUAGAUAGCAUAAGUAAGGCAGUUGAAUAUUAGUUCAGAAUAUGGAUAUUUGAGUUCUGAUAUGUUUAAUUAUGAAAACUUGAAUAUUCAGAAGAGAGAAGAAGAGCUUUUUCCACCAUAGAAUCAAACCAAAGGGGGAAGACAAAGACAGAUAACACUGAAUGAACACGUAUAACCAGGGCUCAACAAUUAGGGUAAUCUACUUGCCCAUGGCGAGUAGAUUUUAGCCUGGCACAGCGGUGCAGCACGAUCAGCGCAUGCACAGUGUGCCAAACCACGCAGCUGGUGAGUGGGGCUUGCUGCCACUUGUCAAGCCCUGCUCAUAACACUCUACCCUAUUCCUGGUCAUAGCUAGCCUGGCAGUUGCUCUUGUGCUAGCUCACAGUCCCAAAGGUCCAUCUGCCGUGAGGUUUGCCCAAGCCUAGUAUACCCCACACACUCACCCUUCCCUGCUCCCUAUCUUGGGUAUCCAUGCCCUGCUAUAGGAGCCAGCAUAGACAUUAGAACAUAAGAACAGCCAUACUGGUCAGGCCAAGGUCUAUCUUGUCCACUAUCCUGUCUUCCGACAAUGGCCAAUGUCAGUAUCCUCAAGGGAGUGAACAGAACAGAUACCCAUUAAGUGAUCCAUCAGUUGUUAUCCAUUCCCAGCUUCUGACAAAUAGAGGCUAUGGAAUAGCCAUUGAUGGAUCUAACCAUGAAUUUAUUCUUUUUUGAACCCUGUUAGUCUUGGCCUUCACAAUAUCAUCUGGCAAAGAGUUCCACAGAUUAACUCUGUUCUACGUGAAGAAGUAUUUCCUUUUGUUUGCUUUAAACUUGCUUCCUAUAAAUUGUAUUUGGUAAACCAUAGUUCUUGUGUUAUAAGGAGUAAAUAGCACUUCCUUAUCUACUUUCUCUACACCUAUUACGAUUUUAUAGACGGUAGUCCUCUCCCAAGCUAAGAAGUCCCAAUUUUAAUAAUCCCUCCUCAUACGAAAGCUGUUCCAUAACCCUAAUCACUUUUGUUGACCUUUCCUGAACUUUUUCCAAUGCUAAAAUAUCUUUUUUGAGAUGGGGCCAACCACACUGUGAGGAUUCCAUUCAAUUUAUUAUGAGUGAGAUUUUUGCCUCUAAUGUAACAAGUGGAUCUCUUUGACUUUCUUCAUAAAAUAUUUGUUUCUAAAGCUUAAUACGAUUGGCCAUUAUAGUGCUAGUGCUGUUCAAGUAAAUAUUUCUUAAAUGCCCGGCCUUGGGAAAGUCGCAGCUAUAUUUUUGACAAGCCUAAACAGUUGCAUGAGGGAAAAAUGGUGGAGUUGAGAGGAUUUAAAAAAAAAAAAAAA